AUGUCGACAAUUAGUUCAACUACUGAAGAACUUGAUAAUUAUUCUCAAUUUGAUUCAGACGAAAAUAUAAACAAUGCAAUUAAUCAAUCUAAGGUGAUAAAUACCGAAACUCCAACAAAUCAAUGGAUGAGAACAUUGAAACGUUUUCUUGAUGUAAAAAAACAAGAUAAAAGUGAUUAUACUCCUGCCUCUUUAGUAGUUGGAUUUUCAGCCAUUGCAUGGGGAAUUCUUGAUAUUUUUUCAUCAAUUCGACAUACACUGGGUGGACAGGUUAAGAAAUUACAAAAUGCAAGUCUUUCAAAAAAAAAAUCUGAUUAUCUUACAAUGGAAGAAAUUAAAGCGAUUCUUGAUUCUCCAGCCACCUCAGUAUUAACUGCUAAGGGAAUUACAUAUUUUACUUGGUUAUGGCUUUUAUUUUUAUCAUCUUUUCGUGGUGGUGAUGCUAGCGAUUAA
This is a messenger RNA of Acaulospora morrowiae, 453 nucleotides long. The record is from the annotation of a GenBank genome assembly. NCBI's taxonomy places the organism in Eukaryota, Fungi, Glomeromycota, Glomeromycetes, Diversisporales, Acaulosporaceae.